Messenger RNA from Olea europaea var. sylvestris, 1176 nucleotides. RefSeq lists its product as uncharacterized. The record is from RefSeq and is a predicted model, not a curated record. NCBI's taxonomy places the organism in Eukaryota, Viridiplantae, Streptophyta, Magnoliopsida, Lamiales, Oleaceae. The transcript has 3 exons. Bases 1 to 1176 code for a protein of 391 amino acids.
AUGACAAGAUUUAACAAGGAAAGACUUCAAAUACCCGACCUCCACAUUACAGCAGCAGUUUCUGCCCUCACCUAUACCAUAAGGUGUGAGGUCUUCAAAAUGUCUUUAUCAAAGACCCCACCACAGACAGUGAUCGAGCUCCUUAACCGAGCUGAAAAGUACAUCAAUAAGGAGGAGAUGUUAAAUCCAAGGAGAGCGGGAUAUGAAAAAAUUAAAGUGGCCUUCGAGGAUAAAGUCCCCCCUGACACAAGAGAUAGGAGCAAAUAUUGCGAAUUUCAUCGGGAUCAUGGGCAUACCAUGGAAGAUUGUCAAGCUUUGCAGCGGGAAAUCGAAGCUCUCAUUAAAAGAGGAUUUUUAAAAAAUUACAUUGAUCAUGAUAAACGGCCAAGGCAUGACCGUGACAAUCGGAAAGAGCCUGGAGCCGGAAGCAGUGCUCAACCCACUGUCGGAACCAUUAAUAUUAUCGUUGGGGGCAUAGCAUCCGGUGGAGACAUAAGUAGUGGGCGAAAGCAGUAUGCCCUCCAACAUGCUCAUACCCUAAGAGAAUCGAGUGAUGAAGUUAAAGACAUCACUUUUGGUGCAAGAGAUUUGGAAGGAAUAUCAUAUCCUCAUGACGAUGCCUUGGUCUUCUCUGCGGUUGUGGCUAACUUCGAAGUAAAGAGGAUUCUGAUUGAUAAUGGGAGUGCAGCAAAUAUACUCUCGCAGGAGGCUUUCGCCAAAAUGGGGAUCUCUCAGAAACAGCUCAAAGUAGUAAAGACCCUUCUACAGGGAUUUGGUGGUGGAGUCAUUAUCCCUGAAGGCAUCAUCGAGCUCCCGCUAACAUUAGGAUCUGGUCAUGGCAUCGGAGUAGUUAGAGGAAACGAAACGGCUGCCAGACUGUGCUAUGUUACUAGCAUUAGAGGAAUGAGUACAGACGUCAUGCAACUUUCAGACCUCGAGCUCGAGCCAAGGGACAGAUUAGCCCCCGUUGAAGAAUUAAAGGUGGUCAAGCUCGAGCAUAGGAAAGCCGUCACUAUUGGUCGGGAUCUCCAGGCCAACCUCCGGGAGGAAAUCCUUAAUUGUCUGCCCCGCAACAUCGAUGUUUUUGCAUGGAAGGUGGAGGAUAUGCCCGGGAUAGACCCAGAAUUCACCGUCUAUAGACUCAAUAUCAGCCCAGGGGCCAAACCUGUUAAGUAA